Messenger RNA from Callorhinchus milii (elephant shark), 799 nucleotides. RefSeq names its product transmembrane p24 trafficking protein 8 (gene tmed8). NCBI's taxonomy places the organism in Eukaryota, Metazoa, Chordata, Chondrichthyes, Chimaeriformes, Callorhinchidae. The record is from RefSeq and is a predicted model, not a curated record. Gene Ontology annotation, cellular component: Golgi membrane.
AGUGGCCACAGUCCCGGGUGAUAUAGAGAGAGGCACCAAACAGGCCAGUAAGUCUGACCUGGAGGAGAUCCUGCCAGUGUACAGGAAGGACAGUCACACCGAAGUGCACGCCGGGCGUCACAAAUACCCGGGACAGGGUGUCUACCUCCUCAAAUUUGAUAACUCCUACUCCAUUUGGAGGAAUAAAACUCUCUACUACCAGAUCCACUACAGCUCCUGAAGGGACAACAGCAGCGGGGAAGCUCUCCCCAUUCCCAUCAUCCAGAGAUAUUUUUUACCGGAGGAUUUCCACCUUAUCCACUCUUUGUUUUUUGUUCCUUGUGAGAAUUUGGAGUCUUGAAGAGAAGGUCAGCGUCUCACUGUUGAUAAGCGGCACUUGUGUGGGUUACAUUUGUACUUGUUUCUGCUGUGUUUGUGCCUGAAUCCGCUCAGUACAUGUGCACCCAUCUUUAUAUUUGAAUUUUAAAUUAUGUGACAUACACCCAAAUUUCUAUCUCUAUCCAUUAUAUAUGGCAUUUAUAUAUAUAUAUUUAUAGAGAGAGAGAGAGAGAGAGAGAGAGAAAACAGCCUGACAGAUCUACUGGGUCCAUUGGGUUUGCUUUCUGCUUUGUGAAAGUUACAGCUACUCAAAGCAUUCACAAUUUGGUUGGUUACACUCACCUCUUCUCUCUUUCCCCACCCCCGGGUCCCCCACUCUCACGUUCACACCUCUCAGCAAUUAGGAUCUCAAACCAGUUAAAGGAAAAGCUGGUGAAGAAGAGAGACAAGUGACCGUGGUAUUGGAGGCGUUCGAUAGAGG